GCGAGGCGAGAGAUGGAGAAGAAUUCGUUCGCGUCGUCCUCGAAUUAUUUCGACAGACUGCGGUGCAAGACGCGCGAGAUCGACGGAGGCAUCGAGAGGCUCGCCGAGACCUGGAAGACGCCGCAUCUCCUCAUCGGCGGCUAUGCGGAGCGCACGGCCGAGACCAAUGCCUGCCUGGAGGAGUUGUGGGAAUCUAUCCGGAGUACCGGCAAUGCGGCAGAGAAACUUAAGUCGAAAUUGGAGCCAUCGUUGGACGAGACAGAUCAGUUGUUGAAGGAGUCACAAGCAAUGUACGAAGACUUGAAGGGGCAGUGCGACAAUUUAGACAUUGUUCUAGCGGAAUAUGGCUAUCAUUAUGAAGAGAGUAACGGCGGUUCAGAAAAUCAGUCACGAAACGUUAGUCAGGAUUGUGCAAAUGACAAUCUUUUGACUACUGAAGAGAUGCCCGACAUGGAAGUCGAGUUUACGCCGGACUUGACGUGGAAAUGCAAGGCUAAAUCCAGAGAAUCAGACAGUUUGAAUGGGAGUCAGAGGAAUCCGAUCAAGGGUAUCGCGACGCCUGUAAUCAAAAGUCUAAAGUCAGUUCUACAGUCAGAGAUUCUUAAUAGGAAAGGAUCACUUUUAAGCAACACAUCUGUGCAAGAAUCAAAUUACUCGAAACAAAAUACAAAAGUAUUGAGAAGAUAAUCUUGAUACCGUAAAGUUCUUAAGAUUAGACGGUACUACUUCAACCUUUGUACGAUCGAAGAUUACCGAACAAUUUACGCGAACCGAUAACAGCAGUAAGUUUUGCAAAAAUCAAGGAACACAAUUGUGUCUCUUGCACUUAUAGUAUAUGCCAUGAAUAAAAACUAAUAUAUCACUGAAAAAUAAUGUUUUCAAAACUUGAUACACUUUCUGCUUUUCCAAUUUCUCAGCGACAUAAAAAAGGAAAGAUGUGCCUGUCUAGAUAAACGAUAAAAAUAAUGAUUAGAAAAUAAAUAUAAAGUAAUUUAUAAUUUAUUUUAAUCUUUCUUGAACUAUAAAUGCAUUGUGUUUAUACAUCGUUAGUGGCUGCAUUCCGAUAUUCACUGCCAGUACUGAAAUUAGUAUACAUGAUGUAAACUAUAGAUUUUUAGUACUGACAGUGAAUAUCAGAACGCAGCCAAUAUAUGAAGCUGAGUUACUUUAAGGUUACAUUACAAUUUUACUACUGUUACGAUGUAAUAGAGUUAGAAUUGAAAUUAAAAUAGAAGAAAUUAGUUAUUACGGAUUUUUAUACAUAUUUUUUGUAACAAAGAAUUUUGUAAUUA
Messenger RNA from Temnothorax curvispinosus, 1292 nucleotides. RefSeq lists its product as uncharacterized. NCBI's taxonomy places the organism in Eukaryota, Metazoa, Arthropoda, Insecta, Hymenoptera, Formicidae. The record is from RefSeq and is a predicted model, not a curated record. The transcript has 3 exons. Bases 13 to 687 code for a protein of 224 amino acids.